Messenger RNA from Triticum urartu, 845 nucleotides. NCBI's taxonomy places the organism in Eukaryota, Viridiplantae, Streptophyta, Magnoliopsida, Poales, Poaceae. The record is from RefSeq and is a predicted model, not a curated record.
UGCCCUGGGCCUCCUAAUCGAUAUCUAAACGGACCUACCGCUGCACACACCACACAAAGCACAGCACCAAAAGCACAAGAGAACCUUCUUCAUCAUCUUCUUAUUCUUCUUCUUCUUCUUGAUUAACCAGUCCAAGAAGAAGAGUCCGCCGUGGUUUUCUAGGUAAUAAUCCAACUUUCUAAGUUAGGCAUGGAGGCUGUAGAUCCGGCGGUGGUGGUGAGCUGCGAGUGCUGCGGCCUGGAGGAGGAGUGCACCGGCGAGUACAUUGGCGGCGUGAGGGCCUGCUUCGGGGGCAGGUGGCUGUGCGGGCUGUGCUCCGAGGCCGUCAAGUACGAGGCCGGCCGCAGCAAGCGCACCGCGGCCAUGGGCGUGGAGGAGGCCGUGCGGGCGCACAUGGCCUUCUGCCGCAUGUUCAGGCGCGGCGGCCCCGCGGAGCGCGUGGCCGAGGGCAUGUGCCGGAUGCUUAGGCGCACCGCGUGCGAGAAGCACCGGGCCACCUCAUCGUCCUCGUCGCGGCCGACAGCGCCGGCGACGGUAGCGUCAGCGUCCGGGCACCACCGCGCCUCGGUGCCGUCCCCCCGAGUUGAUGUCUGCUUCUUGAGACGAGGUGAUGCUUCGGACAUACGUCUUCCUCGGCAAAGCUAGCUAGCUAUAUAUAUGCCAAUAUGCAUGUGGUGUAGUAGUAUAUUUUGUUUUGAAUCUAUUCCGAAAACUACACACAAGUGUUUGAUGGAGUAUUAUAUACGAGGUUAAAGCUCAAUUAAUCUUCACAUGAAGAUCUUGAUCUACCCAACGAGCGAGCAGCUGUUCUUGGCCCAAAUCCUUUCGCCGUGUAAUAAUAUACG